AUGAGCCAAGAAACUCUCAAUGGAAUCAAUGGAAUCUUGUCUGAUGUCUAAAGUUUCGGAUAGGAAAGCUACAGAUUCAUGAGAAAAUGCACUAAACCAGAUAAAAGAGAAUACAUCAAAAUAGCAACAUCAUGUGCCAUUGGAUUUGCAGUUAUGGGAGCUGUUGGAUACUUCAUCAAAUUAGUCUUCAUCCCAAUUAACAAUAUUAUUUUGAGUGCAAAUUGA
Messenger RNA from Paramecium tetraurelia, 225 nucleotides. RefSeq lists its product as uncharacterized. Gene Ontology annotation, biological process: post-translational protein targeting to membrane, translocation; protein targeting. The record is from RefSeq and is a predicted model, not a curated record. Gene Ontology annotation, molecular function: transmembrane protein transporter activity. Lineage: Eukaryota; Ciliophora; Oligohymenophorea; Peniculida; Parameciidae. Gene Ontology annotation, cellular component: Ssh1 translocon complex; membrane. The transcript has 2 exons.